Molecule: messenger RNA, 1176 nt
Organism: Micromonas pusilla CCMP1545
Lineage: Eukaryota; Viridiplantae; Chlorophyta; Mamiellophyceae; Mamiellales; Mamiellaceae
Exons: 1
Molecular function (GO): hydrolase activity
Source: RefSeq, a predicted model, not a curated record
GAGUACGUCAUCAAGCUCCGCAGAGAGCUCCACCUGCACCCGGAGCUGAUGUGGACGGAGACGAAAACCUCCGCGCUCGUCAAGCGCGAGCUCGACCUCCUCGGCGCGUCGCACGUCGAGAUCUCCCCUCCGGGCGUCGUCGCGACGAUCGGCGACGGCGCGUCCCCGGUCGUCCUCCUCCGCGCGGACAUGGACGCGCUCCCGAUGCGCGAGGAGUCCGCCAUCCCACCCAACAUGCGAAGCACGAGGGACGGCGUCAUGCACGCGUGCGGGCACGACGGCCACGUCGCCAUGCUCCUCGGCGCCGCGAAGGUGCUGACGCAGAUGGCUGAGAUGGGGUCGCUGCCGCCGGGGACGGUGCGACUCGCGUUCCAACCCGCGGAGGAGGGCGGCGCGGGCGCGAGACGCAUGCUCGAGGACGGCCUGGACGACCUGCGACCCCCGACGCAGAGCUCCUUCGCGCUGCAUAACUGGCCGUACCCGGAGACCCCGAGCGGGGUCGUGGGCACGAGAGGCGGGACGAUCAUGGCCGGCAGCGGCUCGUUCGAGAUCGCGUUUACGGGCGCGGGGGGGCACGCGGCGGUGCCGCACAAAAACGUCGACGUCGUCGUCUGCGGCGCCAACGCGGUGAUCGCGUUACAGACUAUCGUGAGCCGGUUAGUGGACCCGCUCGACAGCGCGGUGGUGAGCGUGACGGUGUUUCAAGCCGGCGGCGCCGCGAGCAACGUCAUGGGCGACGUCGCGACGUUGCGAGGAACGUUUCGCGCGUUGUCCAAAAAGACGUUCGAGUGGCUGCAUCAGGCCAUCACGAAGAUCGUCGUGUCGACGGCGACGGCGCACGGGUGCGCGGUCAACGUGGAGUACUUUCCCGUGAGCGGCGGCGUGAGGCACGAGGAGUACCCGCCGACGGUGAACGACGUCGACGCCGCGAAGUUCGCCGCCGGCGUCGGCGCGGCGAUGUUCGGCGCCGACGCCGUCGUCGACGUCGAGCCGGUGAUGCCCGCGGAGGAUUUCUCCUUCUUCGCGGAGCGAUGGCCGUCCGCGAUGAUGUGGUUGGGUUCGUAUAACGUGUCGGCGGGCGCGACGCACGCGCUGCACAGCACGAAGUACGUCCUAGACGAGAGCGUGCUUCACCGCGGGGUCGCGAUGCACGCGGGGUACGCCGUCGCGUUCUUG